This is a messenger RNA of Rhopalosiphum maidis (corn leaf aphid), 2117 nucleotides long. RefSeq names its product transcription initiation factor IIA subunit 1. Lineage: Eukaryota; Metazoa; Arthropoda; Insecta; Hemiptera; Aphididae. The record is from RefSeq and is a predicted model, not a curated record. The transcript has 3 exons. The coding region runs from base 163 to 1122 and encodes 319 amino acids.
ACAUCGGCCAGUCCGGUGUCGGAACGCUCUUGCCGUGCAUCACAGCCGCCCGAAAGAUUCGUUUUCGUCCGUUUGCCGCGCAUAAAUACGUCGCCGUUAACGUCACCAUGUCGUCCGAAACGUCUCGGCGACACCAACGGCCGUGACCGACAGCACGCGACAAUGACCGCUGCGAUGCCACCGCUCGUGCUGGUACUGGCGCUGCUGCUGACCGCCGCCGAUCGGGUUUGUCCCGCGCUCGACGGCGGAUCCGCGGCCGUCCACCCCGAAGCGGCCGCCACGGCCACGGGCGUCUGGUCCAAGUUCGGGCUGGUCGUCCAGAAGAACGCGGUCGGCCAGUCUACGCCGCACACCACUGAGACGUCGGGCAUAAUCAUGAGGGCCCCCGACCCCCCGGCCACCGGCGUUGGGCCACCACUGGCGUCGCCGACCAUCUCUCCUACGGCCCUGGGUAAGUCGUGGACACAGAUAUCCGUCACGCACCCGCCGCCGCGACCUCCGUCCCACUCGCCGGUAAAGUCCGCUACCACGACCACUGCCAAGUCUGUGGUGGCCACUAGCACGCACGACGCCCGCAGGGACAUACCGUUUAGGUAUCAGCCGCUGAUGAGCACCACCAAGCCGAUGAUCACCAUCACCUUCCCGCCACCUCGCUUGUCCACCGCCCGGCCGACCGUCGGUACGGAGGAGGUGACCUCCAAGCGGGUUAGGCAGUACGAGGACGACGAUGACGAUGACGAUGACGAGGACGAUGACGAAGACGAGUAUGACGUGGAUGACGACGACGAUCAUGAGGAUAAAGGUGAGGAAGAAGAGAUUGAAGAGAUCGUCGAAGUACAACACAUCGACUCGUCCGACGGUUACGGAGAUGAAAAGCCAGCGAUCGUCAAAAAGAAACGCAGACGAAAAAAGAAAGGCAAAAAGCACAAGCCGUUCAAAGUGAAGGAUUUCAAAAAACUAAAAAAAUUUAUGCUGCCACUGCUGUUGGCGUACAAGCUCAAGUUUUUCACGCUUGUGCCACUAAUGUUGGGUGGACUGGUGCUGAUCGUGGCCACCACUGGUUUUGCUGGGUUCUUUUUCGCGCUAUUCGCAGUUGGGUUGGGUCUCAAGGGACACCAUUAAUGGAUCUUCAAGAAAAUGGUUUGCGGCGUACGCGACGUCUGUAUACAACUAUGCGUCGUAUUGAAUGAAGACGUGCAGGAAGAUGCAGGAUGAUGGCAAUGACUCGUCAGCGGACACACAAAAUACAAAAAGAAAGGAAAACACAAACAAAAAUAUACGAAAAAAAAAAAAAGAAAACAAAAUACAACGACAAAAAACGAGUUAUGAGACGCGACAAAAUACAUAAUUAUAUAUUAUUAUAUGUAUAGCAAAUAUAAUUCGUUCAUAUUAUUAUUGUUAUCAAACCGUUGACAUACUAUAUAUAAUAUACGUGUAUUGCUCAAGUCCGUUUGUACUAUCUACCUGUAUCAACGAUUUAUUCACUGUGCAAGAUACGGUUUUAAAUUCAUUUUUUUCUCUCCUAUUGUUCUAUUUGUGUUUCGUGCUUUAGGCAUAAUUCAUAUUUUACAUACAAACGACAUGUCGAUAAACGCGCAUCGUUUUAACGCAAUAUUAUUGUUAUGAUUAAAUUAAAUUAUUUAUUUAUUAGAAUCAUUAAUGUGUAAAUAUAGGUAUAAUAUCAUUAUGCAAAAAAUGUAAUUGUGUAACGACGCAUUGUACAAACGAUAUAACAUUAUUAUUAGAACAUAUUUAUUAUUGAUGUUAUUAGGCUAUUUUUUUUUUGUAUUAUUAUUAUUAUUGUCGAAAAUUAUUUAUCUAUUAUUCUUAUAAGUAUCGGGUGUAACGAAAAAAUUAUGACACAUUUCGAAUUAACUCGUCGUCGCGUCUUCGCGGUUUGACACACGACAAAAUAAUAUCGCGGACUGAAUGCCAUUGCCAUGAUAUCGUAAUUAUUAUACUAUUAUACAAUCAUCUGAUAUUUGUGUCCGCUGCGUUAUUUGACGUGAAUUGAUACGAACAUUGUCAUAAUUUUAUCGAUCAUAAUAUUAUGUUAUAAUAUUUAUUAUAUAUCAAUGUUUUUUUUUACGUUUAACAAAAUAUACAUAACGUGUACU